AUAACCUUAAAUAAAUCAUUUCAUAUAUACCAAAUGAUUUAAAAGUAUUCAAACUGGUUGUCUCUACUCUAAAAAUCAUUGGUAGCUUUUUAAAUGCAACAAUAUUAACUGUAAUUAUAUUCAUGACAUCUACAAUAAUAUUACAAGUAAUUAAUUAUUUUAUUGUGAGGAACAGGAAGAUGUGGACCUUAUGCAGUUCCUUGGAGCCAACACCUAUCGUUUUUCUUUGUCAUGGGCCAGAAUACUACCAAUUGAAUUUAAUCCAGAGGGAAAAUUUGGCAAGGUCAACAAGGCUGGCAUUGACUACUAUAACCGCCUAAUUGAUGCACUUCUCCAAAGAGGGAUAGAGCCCUUUGUGACAAUAACACACUAUGACAUUCCUCAAGAACUUGAGGACAGAUAUAAAGGGUGGCUAAGUCCAAAAAUUCAGGAGGAUUUCAAGUAUUAUGCAGAUAUAUGCUUCAAGAACUUUGGAGACAGAGUGAAAUAUUGGGUUACCUUCAAUGAACCAAAUGUUGCAAUCGUUCGUGGCUAUAGAAGUGGAUUGUGGCCUCCAGCACGUUGUUCUGCUUCAUUUGGCAACUGCAGCCAUGGAGAUUCUGAGACUGAACCUUUCAUUGCUGCCUCUAACCUUAUCUUAUCUCAUGCAUCUGUUGUCACCCUCUAUAGAACCAAAUAUCAGAAAAAGCAAAGAGGGAGAAUUGGAAUUGUUAUGAAUGCUAUUUGGUUUGAACCGUUGAGUAACUCCAGGGAAGACAAGCUAGCUGCUGAGAGAGCUCAAUCAUUUUUCAUGAAUUGGUUUUUGGACCCAAUUAUACUUGGGAAUUAUCCAGAAGAAAUGCAUGAAAUUCUAGGACCUGACCUCCCUUCAUUUUCUAGAAAUGAUAAGCAAAAACUAAAGACAAGUGGAUUGGAUUUCAUUGGAGUCAAUCACUACACAAGUUACUAUGCAAAAGACUGCAUCUUCUCUGCUUGUGAACCAGGAAAAGGGUCUUCAAGGACAGAAGGUUUUGCUCUCAAUUCUCCACAAAUCAAUGGUUUCAGCAUUGGACAACCGACAGAACUUGACUGGUUGUAUGUUCACCCAGAAGGAAUGGAGAAGAUAGUGACAUACAUAAAGAAUAGAUACAACAACACACCAAUGUUCAUUACUGAAAAUGGACUUGGGACUUUAGAGAAACCCAACCCCACAAUUGAGGAUAUAAUCAAUGAUGUCAAAAGAGUGGAGUAUUUGAGCAGCUACUUGGAUUCCCUUGCUACAGCAAUCAGGAAAGGGGCAAAUGUGAGAGGGUAUUUUGUGUGGUCAUUGCUUGACAACUUUGAGUGGACCUAUGGAUACACUAUUAGGUUUGGACUUCAUCGUGUUGACUAUGCCACUCUCAACAGAACUCGAAGGUUCUCUGCUUUGUGGUAUAAACAAUUCAUUGCUCAACAUACUAAUAAGGCUUGUUUGUCAUCAUCAUGAUUUGCAAACUAGCUAAGAGAGCUCAAGAAUCCUGGAAUUAAAGCUGAUGUAGUUUAAUUAAUUAAUGAAAAUGAAAAUAUCAAGCAAGUCGUUUUUAAUAUGGCAUUGCUUCUUGGGUUUUAAAAAAUCAUAUACAGCUUCUAAUGUAUGUGUUCCUUUGUUGGAAGGAAACGAGCUGUAAUUUAAUUUCUUGAGUUCUAUGUAAAAAUAAAAAAUGGUAUACGAGGAUCAUCAAGUUAAGAGAUAUGUGAUGUAUAUAUAUAUAUAUAUAUUGUUAGAGAUA
Messenger RNA from Arachis ipaensis, 1748 nucleotides. The record is from RefSeq and is a predicted model, not a curated record. NCBI's taxonomy places the organism in Eukaryota, Viridiplantae, Streptophyta, Magnoliopsida, Fabales, Fabaceae.